Messenger RNA from Aspergillus puulaauensis, 501 nucleotides. RefSeq lists its product as uncharacterized. NCBI's taxonomy places the organism in Eukaryota, Fungi, Ascomycota, Eurotiomycetes, Eurotiales, Aspergillaceae. The transcript has a single exon. Bases 1 to 501 code for a protein of 166 amino acids. The record is from RefSeq and is a predicted model, not a curated record.
AUGGAUUCCCGGUUCGAUGACACGACACCAGAGUCGUCUUCGCGUGGCUUUCGGAUCGUCAAGAAAGCUGAAGCUGAGGUAUCCAUAUCAACCAUUAUUGCCACGCCGUCUACCACGCCGAAUGCGACAUCUACACCACCGGAGACGCUUGAUACAACGCCUACCUCCGAGUCGUCCUCCGAGCCGUCUUCCACGGCCACGACUACGACUACGUAUAAUGCCGGAGGCUUAUCAGCGGGUGCAAAGGGUGGCAUUGGCGCGGGAGUAGCGGUGGGAGGGAUCCUCUUAAUUGGAUUCGCAGUACUUCUCUGGAGGCAUUACAGAGUACGGCCGCAACAUGCACAUCCACCUCCACAGACGGCGGGAGUAGGCGCUUAUCCUCCGCGUGCGCCGCUUGAUAUGCAAUCGCCAUCUGAGCUCUCUGGUGCGGUGAUACCAGAACUGGACGCGAAUAAACACGGCAGUAGAGCUGAACUCGCGGCGAAUGGGAAACGGGUGUGA